Molecule: messenger RNA, 4742 nt
Organism: Trichosurus vulpecula (common brushtail)
Lineage: Eukaryota; Metazoa; Chordata; Mammalia; Diprotodontia; Phalangeridae
Gene: GAR1
Product: GAR1 ribonucleoprotein
Exons: 7
Coding region: 138-824 (228 amino acids)
Biological process (GO): ribosome biogenesis; snoRNA guided rRNA pseudouridine synthesis
Cellular component (GO): box H/ACA snoRNP complex
Molecular function (GO): box H/ACA snoRNA binding
Source: RefSeq, a predicted model, not a curated record
GCGGUGUGCGUACGCGCGCCUGCGCGCGCGCCUUCGGAACGGGGAGCACGAGGCGCCGGUGGGUGAAGCGUGAGGGCGCUCGAGGAGCCGGGGAUUCCGUACGCAUGAGGGAGACAGAGCGGAGGUAGGAGGAAAGCAUGUCCUUUCGAGGCGGCGGCCGCGGAGGAGGCCGCGGCGGGGGCUUCGGCCGGGGCGGCGGCGGUUUCGGCCGGGGCGGCGGCAACUACCGAGGAGGAGGAGGGCGAGGCGGGGACCGCGGCGGCGGCCGAGGAGGGCGAGGCGGGGACCGCGGCGGCUUCGGCCGUGGAGGUUUCGGCCGAGGAGGGGGCGGCCGCGGAGGCUUCCAGAAGGGGGGCUACAACGAGGGUCCCCCAGAAAACGUGGUCGUGUUAGGAGAGUUCUUGCAUCCCUGUGAAGAUGACAUUGUUUGCAAAUGCAUAACACAUGAAAAUAAAGUGCCUUAUUUCAAUGCUCCAGUUUAUUUAGAAAACAAAGAACAGAUUGGUAAAGUAGAUGAGAUAUUUGGACAGCUUAGGGAUUUCUAUUUUUCAGUUAAACUGUCAGAAAACAUGAAGGCCUCUUCUUUUAAAAAAUUACAAAAGUUUUAUAUUGACCCAUAUAAACUGCUGCCCCUGCAAAGAUUCUUACCUCGGCCACCAGGUGAAAAAGCACCUGCAAGAGGAGGUGGCAGAGGAGGAGGAAGAGGAGGUGGUGGAAGAGGAGGAGGAAGAGGAGGCAGAGGUGGUGGUUUUAGAGGUGGAAGAGGUGGUGGAGGCUUCAGAGGAGGACGAGGAGGUGGUGGUUUCAGAGGUAGAGGACGUUAAGUGGAACUUUUGGCAAGUAAACCUCACCAGUUGGCUUUUUGAAUAGUUCUUCAGAAUUAAGGAAUUAUUUCUGCUGUGGAUCUGAAGAUUUUUUUUUUUUAAAAAGCAAGUACAAUUCUAAGAAACUGGUCACUUUAUGAGAGUGUGUCCACAGUGUCACUACGGCGUGCAAAAUGGAUACAAAGGAUGAGAGUGUUUUGCUCCAAAAGAGCGUGGACUGAAUCUUUUAUAUAUUUUGUACAAUGCUCAGCACUCUGUGGGUGCUUAAUAAAUGUUCAAUAAUACUUUUAUUGUAAUUUGGAGUUUUUAAAUAUGAAAAUUUAACUUUUUUCUUCGUUUUAAAAUUGACAGUUGUUGUUACUAUGGCUUGACUUCAUUUUUGAAGGUCAGAUGCCUACUGAAUGAAUUUUAAAAACCUUUAGCAGCCUAAACGUAAAUAUGUUUGCAUAAAAUCAGUUCUCAACUUACCAGUUUGAACUGUGCUAGUGCUAUGGUACCAUAGUGCUUAUGAGCUAUGUUAAAUGGACUCUUUCCAAAUAAAUACCUAUUGUAUAUAGGAACAUUAACACUUUUUAAAUGAUUGUAUUCUCUUCUUUAUAUAAAGCGAUUCUGAUUCCUUAACUACUUUGGUCAGUAGGUAACUUAAUAAAAUGUAUAUGUGAAGAGAAACUUGCCAACUGAUAGUACUGUCAGAAAAUUUGAGAAAUAAGUUAGUUAGAAAUAAGAAGGCUGGAAAUCAGACACCAUAAUAUGUGGCUGUAAUGCAUUCAACUUAAAGCCUGAAAUAUUUGAGUUUUUAUUUGGGUACUCUGCUUAUGUAAUUCUGGUUGAGAGUUUAAAGAUUUGAAACGUCCUUGAGUUGCACAGACCGUUGUUAGUAGUUAAAGGUGAGCUUGAAGGUCUAUAGAAAAUUGAAUUAAUAGGCUUAGAGACUGAUCCAUCAUUUAUGAGAAUUAUGUCACUGUUAGGCAAAUUUAAAAUACAGAAAUACUUGUAUGGAAUAACUAAUUUCAGGGAAGUGUUCUUAUGGUGUAGUUUUUACAAUUUUUAUAUGCACAUAUGCUCAUUUAAAUCAGUGGUCCCCAUUGGUUUCUCAUGAGUGCUUCUAAUAAAACUAUUCGAACUGCCCAUAGAUUGGCAGGAAAGCUUAUCUGUUUCACAUCGUCCCACUACACUAAUUUUUUUUCUCAUAGUUUUGAAAGUUGUUAUUGAUAUUUUCUUUGCGCAUCAUACCUUGGGCAAAUUAUGUAAUCCCUUAUAACCUAUUCUUGAGUAAUACUUUAUUGUUUAUUUGAAUACUAUUUAGGAUUUCAGUCAUAAUUACAUAUUGGUUAGUACUCUGAAGAAGAAGAAAAAUUUUUUGGUCUUUCAGCUAAUCAAGCUAUCAAAAUAAGUGUGAUUUCAUUUUCUGGAGCUUUGGCAAACUGGAGCUUGUGUUUGAGUAGGAAAAGUGCUGUUGGAUUUAAUUAUCACUUUGCUACUAGAAUAAAAAUUUCAGCAAGGAUUAAGGUCAAGUUUUCUCUUGGCUUAUGAUAGAAAUAUCAAACUUGCACCCUAGUGGGUGAUGUCAAUGCCCCAAGGGCAAACAAUAGUAUAUUUUUUCUAUAGUUGUAUUUUCACAGCUUUUAUUUCUGUUGCAUGAAUUCUUAAUUCUGAUCUAUUUGAGUCCUAGUAGACUAUUAGAAGGGUAUAUAGUUAAGAGCACUCAGGGAUUCUGUCCUCAAAAUAAGUAUAAAUCUCAGCAUCAUUGUCUAGCUUUGAACGUUGUUAUACCAAAUCUUAUUUUAACAUUCUCUUUAUUUGUUGGUGUGAGAGGCUGUUUGGGAAUUUUCCUGCUGAAAUAGGUAAUAACCUAUUUGAGUUGUAGUUUUUGAGUUCAGGAUAAGGAUGUUUUUGAGGUUCGCUUUAAGUUUGAAGAGUGACUUUUUGUUAUCUUACGUAAGUUAUUCCCAUGGCUUCCCUUCUGCUAUCUAUCUAUAGUAGACCUUCAAGGAAUUGUUAGAUCAUUGGUGUAUUCCAUUAAGCUGCUUUUGGAUAAAACAAGUGGGUAUCAUGGCUACAAAUACUGUGUAAAGUGGGAUUCAUAGUUUUUUUUUUUUAAUCAUGAAUCUUGUAUGUUAAGUAUUUUUAUAUCUAUAAUACACAUUUUAAAUGGCCCAGCUAGGCUUUAUCCAAAGUAUAGCUUUUCUAUAUUACUGGCGGCAGAAGCCUGCAAAACCACUCUGUGUGUGUGUGUGUGUGUGUGUGUGUGUGUGUGUGUGUGUGUGUGUGUGGUGUUCCCUGUUCCCCCAUGUUCAAUCUAUAUACCUCUAGGGACAACAGAGUACGUAGUUGGAGGGGCUUUUUCUGCCUUUUUUUUUUAAUGUGUGAAGGUUACAUUCUUGUAAGGCUAAAUAAAUUUACUGGCAAGUUUGAGAUUUUCUGGCAAACUUACAGCCUGAAUUUUAAAAUUUGAUUAAAUGCAAUCUGCUUUAGGAGGGAAUACAAGCUGUAAUAUUUUUUCUGACAAACUUUUGGUUGAAGAGAAAUUUACUAGCAAACAUUUAUAAAGGACUUUAUGGUUUGCAAAGUGCUUUCCCCACAACCUCAAAGCACAAAUAAGUGUUAUUCCCAUUUUGCAGGUGAGGAAAUAGAGGUGAAGUGUCUUGUUCAUGGUAGUGUAACUAGUAAGUUUUAAGACAUCUGAUCUUGGGUGAGUCUUCUGUUUUGACUUAACUGUACUUUUGAUCCAAAUUCCUUGUUUGGGACUUGGUUUCCCUAUUAGAUGAAGGUCAUAUAAUAGAACAAGUGCUCUUCUCUCCAGGAAGUUGGCCAAUUUGCUUCCUAGUAAAGGUUUUCAAUGUUUUUUUUUUUAAAGUGUCCCAGGUUUACAGAAAUGCUCCAUUUCCUAUAACAAUAGUUUGAGGAAAUGUUUUUGGGAGAAAGUUAGACAGUUCAGUUCAGCAAAAUGUUGCCUACUGUGUGUAAGGUGUAAAAGUAGACUAUGUCUUAAGGUGCGUGGACUUGGCAAUUGGCCAGCUUCAGUUCUGGGCCUGGCUGUGUCAAUUCAGUUAAACUGGUUUAAUUCAAUUUUUGUAGGAAUUUGUGUGGGAGAGAAUUUACAAAAGAUUAGUCCUGGCACCAUGGAACUAAUAUUGUAAUAGUAGUGAAUUAAUCACUUAACAUUUUUGGUUUGGAAAAUCUGAGUGUCCUCUUUUGUAAAACGAAGGGGCUAGAUUAGAGGAAGCAGCAGAGGGGUGAGGUAGAAAGAAUGCUGAUAGCCUGAGUCAGGAGGUGCUAGGUUCAGAAUUCCGCCUCUAGAAUUUAUUUAGUAGCUGCUUAAUCGUAGCCAAGUGCCUUCACCUUUUUGAAUUUCCUCAUCAGUAAAAUAGAAUACCUUUAGUACCUGUGUCUUUCUUGUAGUGUACGUGAGGAGCUUUGUAAACCUUGAAGUACUAUGUUAAUGUCCGUGAUUAUGGUCUCUGAUCUGAUCUGUAAAAUGAGGAGGCUGUACUAGGUGAUCUCUAAGGUUCUCACAGUACUAAAGUCUGAUUCUAUAAUUUAUAAAAUUGAGGUGGUGAUACAUAAAUGGAUGAAUAUGGCCCUCUAGUGGUCGUAUGACAUUCUUACAGCAUAAACUUUGGUUCCCAUUAUUUACUGUUCUUAAAAUGUUAGUUAUUUUCAUUAAGACUAUGUGGUCUUGGUCAGAAGUAAAAGAUUUAUUAGUCUGGUGUGGAGAAAUUUUGCAAGAAAGAGAAUUCUUAAACCAUUUGUCAUUCUUGUUUUACAUUGUGUAUGGCUUCAUUAAGGUAUAUGUAAUUGCCCCUCUUUUUAAGGCAUAGAAAUAAUAAUCUAUAUAUCCUGUACUCUAUCAGAUCAAUAACCAAAUCCAGGAAUUCUUUUCUUAUGUAAGCUAUACUUUUAUUAAAGAAAAACUAU